AUGAAGAGGGUAACAUCUUACAGUUACAACAUCGUUUGUAUGGUCGUGACGCUCUUGGUGUACGGAUCAGCUGCAGUCGACCAAUUAGCUUACACCGUAACUGUUGAUACCAACGGUGGCGGAAAUUACACCACGGUCCAAAGUGCAAUCGAUUCAAUCCCCAAUCUUAAUCAGAAUUGGAUCCGUAUCUUCAUAAAAACUGGAAUUUACCGGGAAAAGCUAACAAUACCGAAAGAAAAAGGAUUCAUAUAUUUGCAAGGUGAAGGAAUCGAACAUACGGUAGUAGAGUACGAUGAUCAUCAAGCGACUGAUACCAGCGCAACGUUCUCUGCUUUUGCUGACGAUAUCGUCAUUUCCGGUAUAACUUUCAAGAACACGUACAAUAUUCAAAAUAACGAAAUGGAAAUGGUACCGGCGGUGGCGGCGAGGAUGCUUGGAGAUAGAUAUUUAGUGACCGAUUCUGGUUUCGACGGGCUUCAAGAUACUCUAUUCGACGCAAAAGGCAGACAUUAUUACAAGCGGUGUGUAAUUUCUGGUGGUAUCGAUUUCAUAUUUGGUUAUGGUCAAUCCUUCUUCGAGGGGUGCACUUUGAAUUUGACGUUGGGGAUAUAUGCACCGGGGAGACUUUACGGAACGAUAACAGCGCAUCAACGGCCAUCGCCGUCUGAUAACGGAGGGUUUGUGUUCAGUGACUGCACCAUAACGGGAACUGGCAAAACGCUGUUGGGGCGAGCGUGGGGACCAAACGCACGUGUCAUCUUCUACGGCUCGACGUUAUCCGACGUCGUUCUUCCGAUUGGUUGGGAUGCUUGGCAUGUCACAGGCCAAGAGGGAGGCUUGACGUUUGUGGAGUCUGGUUGCACCGGAGAUGGAGCGGACACAUCAGCUAGAGUGCCGUGGCUAAAGCAGCUGAGUGUAAACGUCGUCGUUGGAUUGGCCAGCGUUUCCUUUAUCGACCAAGAUGGUUGGAUCUCUAGGUGUCCUAUCGAGCUUGGGCUUUAG
Microthlaspi erraticum is the source of this 1002-nucleotide messenger RNA. The record is from the annotation of a GenBank genome assembly. Lineage: Eukaryota; Viridiplantae; Streptophyta; Magnoliopsida; Brassicales; Brassicaceae.